Lepus europaeus (European hare) is the source of this 228-nucleotide messenger RNA. RefSeq names its product beta-defensin 119-like. The record is from RefSeq and is a predicted model, not a curated record. Gene Ontology annotation, molecular function: lipopolysaccharide binding. Lineage: Eukaryota; Metazoa; Chordata; Mammalia; Lagomorpha; Leporidae. Gene Ontology annotation, cellular component: extracellular region. Gene Ontology annotation, biological process: defense response to Gram-positive bacterium; antifungal innate immune response; defense response to Gram-negative bacterium. The coding region runs from base 1 to 228 and encodes 75 amino acids. The transcript has 2 exons.
AUGGAGGAGAGCUUCUCGUUCCCAAAGGGUGUAGGCAGACGUAACAGCGAUCGAUGCAUGGGUAACAGUGGAAUCUGUAGACCCUCUUGCAAAAAGAAUGAGCAGCCAUACUUCUUUUGCAGAAAUUAUCAACCCUGCUGCCUCCAGUCCUAUGUGAGGAUAAGUAUUUCUGGACCAAAAGAAAGUAAUGAGUGGUCCUACGAGAAACACUGGCCGGACAUACCUUGA